Molecule: messenger RNA, 1059 nt
Organism: Colletotrichum orchidophilum
Lineage: Eukaryota; Fungi; Ascomycota; Sordariomycetes; Glomerellales; Glomerellaceae
Exons: 2
Coding region: 1-1059 (352 amino acids)
Source: RefSeq, a predicted model, not a curated record
AUGUUGACCGUCCGAUCCCCCGUCGCCGCACUCGCGGUAGUCCUUGGCUUGCUGAGCGUCGUCCAGGGCGCACCUCAGCCCCAGAAUAGGAAGGGAAAUGGAAACCGGGGUGGGAACGGAAACGGUCGCGCCAACAGGCAGACAGCGCAGCAGCAGCUCGCGGCGGUUCCCCAGGGAAUUUCGCAAGCGACUGACGGAUCGAUGAUUCUGGACAUGACCGCAAACGUCAACGGCCUUGACCUCCGCUUCAAGAUCAGCGGCCCGGCCGACCAAUUCACCGCCGCGUCCGGCGUCCCUGGCGCCGCCGCCCAACCAGGCGCCCAGGGCACCCUCGGCAUCAACGUCCUCCUUCAUGGCGAUGGCGGCCAGUCCUUCAAGGAUAUGCCCAACCAAGGCGUCCAGAAGAACCUCGCCGGCGUUGUCGUCCUCGCCCCGGACCCGAACCUUUUCUGGGGCGGCGGCCAAGGGCUCCAGCGCACCGACGGCGUAGCCCACUCCCAGGCCGUCAACGACCUUAUUCAAAAGACGCUCCCGCAAAUGAUGGCCUUUAACCAGUCCAACGUCUUCUUCACGGGAGUCUCGGGUGGCUCCCUCAUGUUGUCCGGGUUCUUCAUACCCGCCCACAUACAGAAUUACGCCGGCAACGGUGUCCUCCUCAACUGCGGCGCCUUGCCCCCACAAGUGGACGUCGUCGACGCCAAAGCCGUCGUGGGCACGAGGAUCCACUUCCAGAGCACUCUCCAAGAGCUCUCCAACCUGCAGGAGGCGAUCCCGGCGUCCGUAAAGGCCUACGAAAAGAUCGCGACGGACGCCGGGCUCAGCACCGACCAGGUCAACGCCAGGCAGACGGUCAACAACUCGCCCAAUGGCGGGCACUGCGCCUUUGACGAGCAGGGCUUUGUGUCCGGCAUCCAACUGGUCGCGAACAACUACGCCACCAUCAUGCAGGGCGGCAACGGCGAGGUUCAGGGUAUUGGAAACGUCUUGACUGGUGUCACGGGCAACGAGAAUCUGCAGUUCACUGGGUCGAGCCGGGCAAGGCGAGGUGUGAUCGGUUGA